Molecule: messenger RNA, 1297 nt
Organism: Entelurus aequoreus (snake pipefish)
Lineage: Eukaryota; Metazoa; Chordata; Actinopteri; Syngnathiformes; Syngnathidae
Exons: 5
Coding region: 564-1238 (224 amino acids)
Source: RefSeq, a predicted model, not a curated record
CGCGGAACCGGAAAAAUGAGGGAAUGAAUCACUCGAACAUCCAUCCAUCCAUUUCUCCCGCUUAUUCCCUUCGGGGUCGCGGGGGUCGCUGGAGCCUAUCUCAGCUAUCAAAAUAAUACAAGAAGAAAGUGUAUGAAAGGUUCAAUUGUUGACCUUAUAGCCAGCUUUUUAUUCCAUUUUUUGUAUGCAAGCAAGUGACAGUGUGGGGCCAAGAAAAUGUGUGUUAAACGUCGCAUAAACAAUAGCAAACAAUUGAUUAAUAAAAUAAAUAUAAAAUAAUAAUAAUAAUAAUGAUACAGGUAUUAAAUUAUUUUUUAAAACAGUGCAAAUGUUCAAUAAAAACUAGGAACUGUAAGCAUGAUUUGGCAUUUUUUUUGUGUGUGGGUUAAUGAAUAGUUAGUGAAAAAAAAAAGUGUUCCUUUGAAUGAAGUCAUCCUUUAUAGUGGGAGGAGACUGGAAAGCACAUAAAAAGGAGAGCGUAAGUCACAAAGUGUCACAUCUCUUCCUGGAGAGCAGAAACACACAUUGGGCAGACAGAAUACCUGCAGAUCUUCUCAAGCACCAUGGCAAAGCGUGUAGCUGUUAUUCUCUCGGGCUGCGGAGUGUACGAUGGCACAGAGAUCCACGAGGCCUCCGCCGUCCUCGUUCACCUGAGUCGCGCUGGAGCCAAAGUGCAGAUGUUUGCUCCAAAUGCAGAUCAGAUGCACGUUGUCAAUCAUUCUGAGGGGAAGCCUACAGAGGAGAAGAGAAACAUCCUACAGGAGAGCGCCCGUAUCGCCAGGGGUGAUGUUACAGAUCUGGCCAAGCUCGAUGGUUCAGCUUUUGAUGCUGUCAUCAUCCCUGGUGGAUUUGGUGUGGCAAAAAAUCUCAGCGAUUGGGCAGUCAAAAAUAAAAACUUCACCGUCAAACCAGGCGUGGUGAAAAUUCUCCAGGACUUCCACAAAUCUGGAAAGCCGCUGGGCUUGUGCUGCAUCUCCCCGAUCCUCGCCGCCAAAAUCCUGCCCGGUUGUGAGCUCACAGUGGGCCACGACACAGAAAGCGACAGGUGGCCGCACGCCCAGACAGCCUGCGCCUUGAAGGAGAUGGGCUGCAAGCAUGUGAACAAAGACGUGGAUCAAGCUCAUGUUGACGUCAAACAUAAACUCGUCACCACACCCGCUUUCAUGGGCAACGCUCCCAUUCAUAAAGUUUUUGAUGGAAUCGGCGUUAUGGUUCAAGAAACUCUUAAACUUGCAUAAGGUGUCUGCACAUGGUGUAUGCCUUUUUGGAGAUGGGAAAAAAUGUAUAUGAAUAAACA